GUUAUCCCCCUUAUACCAAUCACCGCCAUUUGGUGCAACAAACAAUGGAAAUGGAUAAUUCUGUUUCACCAACGGAUUCGAAGAAUAAGUCACCAAAACAUGUCAAACGUUUGUCUCCAGAAAGAACACGACGCCUGUUGAUGUCACCAGUGAAAAAACUGAGUGCUUUAAGACUGGUGUCGCCUAUUGACAGCGAUCAGGAACUCAUUGACCUGGAAGUCGCCUCUGUUCUAGCUGAAGGUGGAUCAGUCUCUCCAACAAAAGCAAAACGUCAUGAAACACCAGUCAGGCCGGCAACUGUGAUGACCAAUGUCCAGAGGGGAAAUGUUCAGACGACAACACCUGUAUUUCAAAGCAUAACAGUCCAUCAGAUGGCAGCACAGGGAGAGUUGAACAUGCUGAAACAAGAAGUUGAACAAGGAACUGAUCUGAACAGAACGGAUGACUUUGGUUUGACUCCACUGUUGUGGGCAUGUGCCAAUGGCCAGUUGAUUACUGUAAAAUACCUGCUGGAUAUGAAUGUUGACCUUGGCAUUAUGGGUAACCAUGGUGAAAAUGCUCUACUUUUUUCCAGUUGCUAUGGUUACUCAGAGAUUGUGAAGAUACUGUUACAGCUUGGUAUGAAUGUCAACUUUUUAGAUGAGACAUAUAGCAGCAGUUUGAUGUAUGCAGCAUACAACAACCACACAAGUUGUGUCAAACUUCUGCUGGAAUAUGGUGCUGAUAUCACACUGCAGAAUGACAAUGGUUACACAGCAAUGGACCUUGCUGUAGGUCAGGGACACAAAACAGUUCAACAAACGAUCGAGUCACAUUUGUUGAAACUGUUUGAUUCAUUCAUAUGAAGAUGUCGCCUGUCAUCAGGAAAGUCUGUGAACAAUGGAUGCUCUCAGCAGUAAAGCAGGUUAUCUCACUAGAGUUGUUGCUUCUGGUGGAACACUAUAGACUUCAGAAGUGAAGCCAGAAAAUGUGAUUAAAAAUAUAUCUUCGAGAAAAAAAUGCCUUCAGAUUCAAGGAAGUCUCUUUAAUUAGACACCAGGAAGUCUGAAAUGUUGUGCUUUAUAGUGUAUAAGAUACAGAAGUUGCAAUACCAUACAAAACCUGCCUGUCUAUAUCAUAGAGAGAUACUACCUGUUCACAACACAGGGCUUGUUAAAACAGCUUACUUACACAGGGCUCAUCGACACGAGGCUCGUUGAUACAAUUUUCCUACACAGGGCUUGUCGACACCUGAAUUGUUGAAACAGCUUACUUACACAGGGCUCAAUGGUACUGGGCUUCUUGAUACAGGUUCACAACACAGUGCUCGUUGACACAAGGCUUUUGAUAUAGCUUAAUGACACAGGGAUGGUCGACCAAGGCUCUUAGACCCAGAUUUUUUAUAGGAGGCUCACUAACAUUAAACUGAUGUUAUUAUUAAUGUCAUGUGGGUCUUAACGCUCUAUAUCAGAGUAUUUGUUUUGCAGAAUAAUGCCCUCUUGUCAUUUGGAUCAGAAGAUAUCAGGUCUCGCAUCACUGUAUAUCAGUAUGUUGUUUUGCAGAAUAGUCGUCUUGGUCUAAAAAUUGAUUGGUGUUGUAACACUAUAAAAGUAUGCUGUUUUGCAGAGUAGUGCUGCCUUGGCCAGUUUUUGCGCGACAUUUAUGUACGUGAAUUAAAUUAUACAAAGUUG
Molecule: messenger RNA, 1670 nt
Organism: Mercenaria mercenaria
Lineage: Eukaryota; Metazoa; Mollusca; Bivalvia; Venerida; Veneridae
Product: ankyrin repeat family A protein 2-like
Exons: 7
Coding region: 45-845 (266 amino acids)
Molecular function (GO): protein binding
Source: RefSeq, a predicted model, not a curated record